GCCGAACAAGAAGCAAGCUGCCAGCAACCCUCCCUUGAAGAAAAAUCAGUAAAAGCUUGGUAUUUUUCCCUUCUUUUCUUGUUCUAGAACACAUAUAGAACCCAAAAAUCUUCCCCCCUCUGCAGAAAAAUCCCGGAUUUGCUCUGCUCUGUCUUCACCGUCUGCUGCUCUUGCUUGUGGGUGCGAAUUUCUUUGAUUUUUGGGUAAGAAACAGCCACUAAUUCCUUUGUUCUUCCUUGAAUUGGCUUGGGUUUACUUUGAUUUCUCUUGGUUUCUCCAAUUUUCGGUAGUUUCCCCUAAAUUUUCUGCACUUCCCGCCAGCCUCCCUAAGCCACAGCUCUGGUUUUUGCUGGAAUUCUGGUAUGUUGACAACCCCUCCAAGCCCCGAAUUUGUCCAUUAAUUACUGCCCUGUGUGUCCGAAUUUUCUGCUGGAAAUAGGGGAGAAAUUUGACAGUAAUUAGACCAUGAUUUAGCUUAAUUCAUGUAGAAAAUUAGUUUAUUUUGGCUGUUGUGAUUUUGGAGAAAAUCUCGUGAGAUUAGGUAUGGUUUUGCAAAUUUUUGGAAGUUGCAGUUACUGUCCAUUGCGUGAUUACUGUUCACGGGUUCUUGAGUGUUCUGUCACUCGAGUACUUGGCUUGAACUCCAGAUUUGAGGAAGCGAAGUCAAGGACGGCAAAAAACGAGGGGAGUGAUGAGUUAUAAGGCUAGCCAUCUUGUAAAUUGAACAUAGAUUUUAGAUAUAAAUCGUGAUCUUGUAAGCUAGACUUUAUUUUAAAAUUUUAUGAUAUCAGAGUAAAUUUUGUAAUUUUAUCUUCAGAUUUUUCGUGGUAUCAGAUUGUAGUAUGAUAUGUUCUGAGCCUUGUGCAUUCGUGGGACUCGUUCACGAGUGCACGGCAUUUGU
Messenger RNA from Rubroshorea leprosula, 901 nucleotides. NCBI's taxonomy places the organism in Eukaryota, Viridiplantae, Streptophyta, Magnoliopsida, Malvales, Dipterocarpaceae. The record is from the annotation of a GenBank genome assembly.